UUCCCGUGACUCCCACCCUGCUUCUGUUUUGGAGGAAGAAGAACAGGAAAAGCUGAAAUGAAGCGGAGGGGGGCCGCGCUCCAGAAGCGCCUCCUUCCACUCGCUUGUGCGCUCUGCGCUCUUAGGUGUUGCUAACCACGGAACAAUUGUUUCCCCCCGCCCCAUGCUUCCCAGCGCCCCUCCCCGCCCGACCUUGAGGCGAAUUGGCUCGCGUGCCGCCGCCGCCGCCGCCCCGGAGCGCACGGCUUCAGCGCAAGCGAAGCCCCUCGCCGCCGGGCCGGACGGAGGGGGACGCUGCUGGCAAGGCUGCGCUUUGCUGCAACCACGUGCCAUUCGCAGCCUGCCUGUCACACGACAACAAGGAAGCCUUCGGUGAGAUCUUCUCCCCGGGAUCUCCGUGUGGAAAGCGACUUUCCCGAUCCAGGCUGGUUGCAGCAAUGGAAGAAAACAGCUUGGGCAACCUGCAACAGAGGGCAGCUGAGCUGGACUGCAUGGCGGAGGUUCUUCUGACAGGGGAACAGCUAAGGCUCAGGCUGCAUGAAGAAAAAAUUAUUAAGGACCGAAGACAUCACCUGAAGACUUACCCAAAUUGUUUUGUUGCCAAAGAAUUGAUUGACUGGCUGAUUGAUCACAAGGAGGCCUCUGACAGAGAGACAGCAAUUAAACUUGUGCAGAAGUUACUGGAUCGUAGUAUUAUCCACCACGUUUGUGAUGAGCAUAAGGAAUUCAAGGAUCAAAAACUUUUCUACCGCUUUAGGAAAGAUGAUGGAACGUUCCCACUUGACAACGAAGUGAAGGCUUUCAUGAGAGGACAGAGAAUAUAUGAAAAGCUUAUGAAUACUGAAAAUGUUAUUUUACAAGCCAGAGAAGAAGAAGGAGCAAAAUAUGAACGUACUUUCAUGGCAUCCCAACUGAUUGAUUGGUUGAUCCAAGAAGGAGAGGCUGCCACAAGAGCUGAGGCUGAACAACUUGGUCGUAGGCUGCUGGAGCAUGGAAUUAUACAACAUGUGUCCAACAAACACCAUUUUAUGGACAGCAAUCUGCUCUAUCAGUUCCGAAUGAAUUUCCGUCGCAGGAGAAGACUGAUGGAAUUGCUUGCCGAGAAGUCCCGCUUGAUGCCCGAGAGUCACGAUAGCCCCUUUUGUCUGCGGAAGCAAAAUCAUGACCACAAAAAACAUGCCACUUUCCUCUCAGUCAGCCCCAGCAAGGAGAUCAAGAUUGUCUCUGCGGUGAGACGGAGCAGCAUGAGCAGCUGUGGCAGCAGUGGGUACUUCAGCAGCAGCCCGACCCUCGGCAGCAGCCCGCCUGUCCUCUGCAACCCCAAAUCUGUAUUAAAGAGAACAGUGACCCCUGAGGAACUCCUGAGGCCUGGGGCUCCCUAUGCCAGGAAGACAUUCACUAUUGUAGGUGAUGCUGUUGGGUGGGGAUUCGUGGUGCGUGGGAGUAAGCCCUGCCACGUGCAAGCUGUGGAUCCCAGUGGGCCAGCAGCUGCAUCGGGAAUGAAGGUUUGUCAGUUUGUGGUUUCAGUGAAUGGGCUAAAUGUUCUCCAUGCAGAUUACAGGACUGUGAGCAACCUCAUCUUAACUGGCCCUCGGACCAUCGUCAUGGAAGUGAUGGAAGAAAUUGAGCCCUAAGACUGAUGCCUGAUCUGCUGCUCCGCCAUCAUGGAUUCAGCCGCUGGGCAAAUUGAAGCAAAGUUAUACUAGGGGAUAAAAACAUACUUUUUCUCAGAGAUCCAUUUUGCCUUCUCAGCACUUUCCUCCCCUUCUGUAGUAAUAGAGUCUUCAGUGGAUUAGUCUAAGACCAUGGGUGCACACUGGUGAGUGUAAACUACAGAAGCACAAAUCAGCUUGUGCUACACAAAGGAAUGGUUGCAUAUCCAAGUCACGGCAAGCUUAGAUGGACAGUCUCAUGGAUGGGCAAGGUCUGGUACAGUUGUGAAAUCUCAACUGAUUGUGAAAUUAGGAAUCAUGUCUGUGCCAAGCUUCUCAAUGUCAUCUUGGUUUUUUUUUUUUAAUUCACGUUUUAAUUUGUGAUUGUACAGAUUGACUCCAGUUUUUUCAACGUAAUGUCUUCAGAUACAUUAUGACCACAGCUUCCAGAAUUCCAAGCCAUCAGAGCCAAUGGCUGAGUUGGCUGAGAAUUCAAGAAGUUUGGGUCCAGUUUGUUUGGCACACACCCCAUUGGGGCAGGUUGACUUAUUGCAUGUCCAGAUAGCUUUCAUUUUAAGGAUCUGGUAGCCACUUCAGUUCAAAUGUACAGCUAGAAGUAAACUUUUAUUUUUAAAGCAGGAUUGUUACAGAUUUGGUUCCAAGGAAGACCCAGUCUUCCUUCCUGAACAAGUUGUGCAACAAGAAGCAAGUGUACAUUUUAAACAUGCCGGCUUUACAUAAUUAAGUCUGUUCUGUAGUCGAGCUUGGCUGAUCUUGAAAAGCUAAACCAGUAGGACCUGUUUAGUUAUUUAAUAGCAGACCACUAGCAAAUCCUGGGUCUAUGUAUUAGACAGGGGAGGUGAGAAGCUAUCCCAAAAGAAAAUGAUGGUAAAUUACUUCUAGAUUUUUGCCAGCAAAAUGAUAUGGUUGUAUCCAUCAGAGUCAAGCUCAACUCAACCUUUAUCUUUUUAUCUAUGGAGAUGGAGAAGAAACGUUAUCAAGUACAGAAGCUCUGCCGCUGCAUUGAUGAAAAUCUCACCUAAGAAUAAAGUAGAGCAAAGGGAAUUCACUCCCUGAUGCAUACCACACAGUCCAGUCUAGCACGGGGCAUAUGAACCUUAGUAUGAUGUGUUACAUAUUUCUGGAUCAUCUGGGGCCAUCAUCUUACAUUAUAAUUUGGCUGACAUGCACUUUGCUACAAUAUAGAUAUUUUUUUAUAAAUAAAGUGGAUAAAUUUCGAUGCCACAAUUUUAGGACAUCCAAGAUUCCGAGAUAUUUUUUUGAAUACAUCUCUGAUAUUGCAAAAGGCAAGUCAAUCUACUCUUGUUUUGACGGUUACAGAAGCCUAACAAAAUCCCUUGUGCUACAGCAAAUAAAGUAGUAUCUUAUAAGCCAUG
Molecule: messenger RNA, 3049 nt
Organism: Candoia aspera
Lineage: Eukaryota; Metazoa; Chordata; Lepidosauria; Squamata; Candoiidae
Gene: DEPTOR
Product: DEP domain containing MTOR interacting protein
Exons: 10
Coding region: 438-1634 (398 amino acids)
Biological process (GO): negative regulation of protein kinase activity; negative regulation of TORC2 signaling; negative regulation of TORC1 signaling
Molecular function (GO): protein binding
Source: RefSeq, a predicted model, not a curated record